AUGAGGUACUCUUACUCUUCAUUCUUACCGUUCCACCCAUCUCUCAGCUUCGGACGUGACGCCGCUCCGGAUCUUCCUCUUCGUCAGAUUGCUUUAUCACCCCGGGCGUCUAGGCGAUAUCAUGAGGACUACCGGUUUAUGUCUCCACCACAUUCCACUUCAACGAAGCAGUCUGGGUCUAGUUCUUUUGAGAAACUACCUCAGUCACGCGUUGCUGGACGGAAGUCUUUGUUUGAGCUCAAACGGAUGGGGCAUCAUUACGAUCGUUCCCGGUCACCGAGCCAUACUGCAUCAUCCAUCCGACCGAACUCGUCUUUCCGCGAUUACGACUCAAGCGGUCCGGAGUUUAUCUGA
Molecule: messenger RNA, 354 nt
Organism: Dicrocoelium dendriticum
Lineage: Eukaryota; Metazoa; Platyhelminthes; Trematoda; Plagiorchiida; Dicrocoeliidae
Source: the annotation of a GenBank genome assembly